This is a messenger RNA of Morchella sextelata, 204 nucleotides long. RefSeq lists its product as uncharacterized. Lineage: Eukaryota; Fungi; Ascomycota; Pezizomycetes; Pezizales; Morchellaceae. The record is from RefSeq and is a predicted model, not a curated record. The transcript has 4 exons. Bases 1 to 204 code for a protein of 67 amino acids.
AUGGGUCUUCAUUUGGUUACCUGGAUUCAAUUCGGCUUAGACCCGGUGUCUAUUGUACUAUACAGUAGUCAUAGACAUGAUCACGAUGAUGAAACCCACACGGUUUUUAUAAGGCAUAAGCAUUUUGAAACUGGCUACGGAGGAUCCACAGGCCAGCAAAAAAUUGCUGAAAAGAGAGGAAGUAGCACAAAAGUCAAGCUAUAG